Oppia nitens is the source of this 4183-nucleotide messenger RNA. It is a transcript of the gene glu, whose product is annotated as structural maintenance of chromosomes protein 4-like. Lineage: Eukaryota; Metazoa; Arthropoda; Arachnida; Sarcoptiformes; Oppiidae. The record is from RefSeq and is a predicted model, not a curated record. Gene Ontology annotation, biological process: mitotic chromosome condensation. Gene Ontology annotation, cellular component: chromosome. The transcript is spliced from 4 exons. Gene Ontology annotation, molecular function: ATP hydrolysis activity; protein binding; ATP binding. Bases 167 to 4183 code for a protein of 1338 amino acids.
UCCAAUCUAUAUAUCAUGUGUCACGUGAUGUCAAUUCAAAUGACGUCAUAACUUAAUAGCAAACUCUUCACCGAAAGACUGCUUUUCAUGACUUUUCCCGCCAUUCGUGUCAAUGGUUUGAAUGUUGUUUUGUUUUUAUGGAUUAGUUGUGUGAUAAACAAUUGAAAUGAAGGGCAACAAACAUAAUCAAAGUAUUAGUAAAAGCAAUGGCGAUGUCGGCGACCAACAGAUAGUCGACGACCAGGAAUUGGACGAUGAAUUUGACGACGAAGAAGGAGGAAGACGUAUCGGUGAUAUCUAUAUCCCGCCCCCACCGGCAAAACCCACUUACAGCGGUGAAGACACGGGAAUCCGUUUGGUGAUCACAAACAUCGAAAAUAUUAACUUCAAGUCAUACGCCAACCGACAAGUGUUGGGACCCUUUCAUAAGAGUUUUACAUCCAUUGUAGGACCAAAUGGCAGCGGAAAAUCCAAUGUAAUUGAUUCCAUGUUAUUUGUGUUUGGAUACAGAGCUCAGAAACUUCGGUUAAAGAAGUUGAGUGGUUUGAUUCAUAGCAGUGACACUUAUCCUGAUUUGUCGUAUUGUAAAGUCAUUGUUCACUUUGCACUCAUCAACGAUAAAAUCGGAGACGACUUUGAUAUUAUUAGCGGUUCCGAGUUUACUGUGAGUCGUACGGCUAAUCGGGACAACAGUUCAUAUUAUUGUAUUGAUGACCGAAGGGUUCAGUUUAAAGAAGUUUCAAAACUACUUCAAUCGCAUGGAAUUGAUUUGCGUUACAAUCGGUUUCUUAUACUUCAAGGAGAGGUCGAACAGAUAGCUCUAAUGAAACCAAAGGCCGAUAAUGAAAAUGAGUCGGGAAUGUUGGAGUUCUUGGAAGACAUUAUUGGGACAACACGUUUAAAGGAACCAUUGAAUCAAUUAUCGCUUAAAGUAGAAGAAUAUAAUGAGAUUCGAGCGGAAAAAAUGAAUAGAGUUAAAGUGGUUGAGAAAGAACUGAAGACAUUAGAAGAUGCCAAGAAUGAGGCCAUCAAGUUCUUAGAGGCUGAGAAUGACAUCAUGUUUGAGAAGAGCAAACUUUAUCAGAUGUAUAGACACGAAGCCAACAAUGAAAAAGAUAAAGCUUUAAGUGAUUAUAAUAGAGCUAAAGAUGCUUACGAUAAAGCUAUGCAAGAAUGCAAUGAUUUAAAACAACAGAGAGAAACAUCUGAAGCGGAACAAAAUCACAUGAAAGAAGAGUUUAGUUUAAUCGUUAAAAAAUGUGAUUCUUUGAAUGAAAAGUUUAAAGAAUGUGAAGGACGUGAUGUCCAACUGAGAGGUAAAGUCAAAAAUAUCAAAUCUAAGGGUAAAACUCUGGAGAAAACCGUUGAAGAAGAUAAUAAAAAAUUAGAAGAAUUACUUAAAAUGCCCGACAAAUACAAAGAAGAUAUUGAAAAGUUGACACAAAAGAAGCAAACAUCAGAAAAUGAUUUAAAGUUAGCGGACGAGCACUUGACUGAAGUGAUGGGACAGAUCAAGGGAGACACAGAACCGCUACAGAAAAGAAAAGAUGUCAUCGAAAGAGAAUUACUUGAAUUGCAAAAAGGUGUCAACGAAUCGCGUUCUCGUAUGGAAAUUGCCAAACAAGAACUUGAUCUCUAUUUAAGUGCCGAACAAAAUGAGAAAUCAAGACUACAGCAAAUGAUGAGUAAAUUAAAUAAGAAUACCUCCGACGCUAAAGACAAACGAGAAGCUCUUCAACGCUUUGAAACUGAGAUACCUUUGGCUGAGAAUAAAUUGAAAGAGUUUACCGAUAAUAUGUCUAAACUUGAACACAAUAAAUCAAAAUUGACUGAAGACUAUAUUAAUCGUAACAAUCAUUUGCAAAGUCUAUUAAAUUCUGCGAAAGACAUGAAUUCAAGGAAUAGAGUAUUAAAUGCAUUGAUGGAACAGAAAAGAAAAGGCAAACUUAAAGGUAUUUUGGGUCGUUUGGGUGAUUUGGGUGCAGUCGAUGCCCAGUAUGAUUGCGCCGUUUCAACUGCUUGUGGUCCACUCGAUAACAUUGUUGUUGAGACCAUAGAUAACGGUACAGAAUGUAUAGAUUUUCUUAAGAAGAAUAACAUUGGAUUUGCAAAAUUUAUGGCAUUGGAUAAAAUUAGUGAAAGACUUUAUCAAAUACCAGAAUCUGAAGAUUAUCCCGAAGGAGUUUCACGUCUUUUUGAUUUAAUUAGAGUUAAUGACGAGAGAGUUAGAGUUGCUUUUUAUUUUGGAUUAAGAGAUACUUUAGUUGCAAAAGACUUAGAACAGGCUCAUAGGAUAUCGGCGCCAAAGAACAGUAACAAACGAUAUCGAGUGGUUACUCUUAAAGGAGAACUUUGUGAAACAACGGGUACUAUGUCUGGCGGUGGACGACCUUUUACCGGUAGAAUUGGAUCAUCGGUUGCCAUGACUCAAGUCGACGAACAAGAAAUCAAAGAUCUCGAAGAAGAAGUCAAUCAAUUAAAGAAUAGAAUUAAUGAAACAAACAAUAGAUUAGACGAUUUAAGAAUAGACGUCGAAAGGUUGUCUAAAGAUAUCAAAAUAAUGAAACAAAAUAAACCACAAUUUGAAAUGGAAGUCAAUCAGUUCGAUAAAAUGCAAACUGAUCUCAAACGUGCCAUCAAAGAACAAGAGGAAAAGGUUAAAAUGGCGGCACCCGAUGCCAAUCGGGUAAAAGAACUCGAAAAUAAACAUCAAACUGAAGUCAAAAAGUAUGAAAAAGAAGAACAAAAGUGUUCCAAAUUUAAUGAAGAACUCGAAGAAUUGAAUGAUAAGAUUAAGGAGAUUAUGGACAAGAAAGUAGGAACUGCUCGCAAAAAAGUGAAUGAACUUAAAAGUCAAUUGAAGAAAAUUACAACAGAUCUUAAUAAAGCUAACAGCGAUCUGAUAGCGUCUGAAAGAAAUAUUGAAAAAUGUAAAGAAAAAAUCAAAUCAUUUGAAGAAGAGAUGAACGAAGCAAUAAAUACUUUAACGACAACUAAAGAAGAACUCAAAACAUUAGAAGUAUUGGCCACAGAAGUGACGAACAAUUAUGAACAGGCGGUUAAUGAAAAAGAAGAAGCGAUUAAAAAAAUAAAAACAAUUGAAAACAAAAUAAGUAAAUUGAAGACAGAAGAGGCAAAACUGAAUAACGCAAAUGUGGACACAAAACAUGAGGUCGAACAACAAAAGAUAAAACUCGAUGAAAAAGAAGCCGAAGUCAAUUCUUAUACAUUAAAAAUCAAUGAACUUAAUCCACAUGAAAUCGAUGGCAAAUCUAGACCUUUGAUACCUGAACUAAACUCAGAAGAAAUAGAAAAUUUAAAUCCAAAUUCAUUACAAAAGAUCAUUGAAAAUCUCGACAAAGAUUUGAAGAAAAUGAAGCCAAAUAUGGCUGCCAUUGAAGAAUAUAAGAAAAAGGAGACCGUGUUUCUGGAGAGAGCUCAAGAAUUAUCGGAUAUUACAUCACAAAGAGACGCCUAUAAAGGUCAAUAUGAAGAGGUCCGAGAAAUGCGAGUCAAAGAAUUUAAAGACGGAUUUUUAACAAUUGCUCGAAAAUUGAAAGAAAUGUAUCGAAUGAUAACAAUGGGUGGCGACGCUGAACUCGAAUUCAUUGAUUCAUUGGAUCCAUUUUCCGAAGGCGUGACAUUUGCCGUCAGACCUAAUAAGAAGUCGUGGAAAAAGAUAUCCAAUUUAUCGGGAGGAGAGAAAACAUUGUCUUCAUUGGCACUUAUAUUUGCUUUACAUUAUUAUAAGCCAUCGCCGCUAUACGUUAUGGAUGAAAUUGAUGCCGCACUCGACUUCAAAAAUGUGUCGAUUGUCGCCAAUUAUAUUAAACAAAGAACAAGAAACACACAAUUUAUUAUAAUAUCGUUGCGAAACAAUAUGUAUGAAUUGGCUGAUCGUUUAGUUGGCAUUUAUAAGACAUACAAUUGUACUAAAACUGUGACAAUAAAUCCGAUUAUAAUUGAAGAGAAGCGAUCCGAUAGACGAACAGUUACCUUAUCGAGUAGUAAUACUGUGACCAAUGAAUCGACAAAUCAAGUAAUCAAUAGUCAACAACAACAACAACAACAAAUCGAACAGAACAUAACACAAGACAAUGGAAAUGAACCAAUUGUUGACAACAAUGACAAUACUAUUACUGAUAGCACUCAUUCAAAUGAUAAUUCUGUUUUUGUAAACUAA